Messenger RNA from Sorghum bicolor (sorghum), 2288 nucleotides. RefSeq lists its product as uncharacterized. The record is from RefSeq and is a predicted model, not a curated record. The transcript has 9 exons. Lineage: Eukaryota; Viridiplantae; Streptophyta; Magnoliopsida; Poales; Poaceae. The coding region runs from base 924 to 1814 and encodes 296 amino acids.
AAAAGUGGAAGCCAAACAAAGAAAGCUGCCGAGAGAGAGAGGGAGAGGGUAGACUAGCAUUAGUUUAUAGUGGCAAUAAUUGUUUGGCAGGCAUUGGGAAUCCCGGCGCCAGUGUUUUCCAUCCCCCAGCGCUGAAUUCCAAGAGAUCUCAUCUGCCUGCCUGCCUGCCUCUCGUCUCGUCUCGUCCUCCUCGGGCCGUCACGGCGGCGGCUGCGGCUCUCACUGCUCGUUUGGUGCUGUGCUGGGUGGUGGUGUGCGGUGCGGCGGCAAGUUGUGGAACUGGCCUUUGCCCCGUCCGGUCAGGCCCCCUUCCUUUUUUGAGCGCAUAUAAGCGAGCGGCGUCUCGCCUUUGGGGUCGGCGGGGCCGCCGCUUUUUGGUUGCGCUCUCCCCCUCCUCUCCCCUCCCCUCCCUACCCUCUCUGCCUUUCCAUUGGAGCGCACAAAGCCGACGGCACCACCAUUUAAAGAAGGCCAAGCGAGCACACGGCGGAGGAGAAGAGAAGAGACCACCACCUCACACUCCAUUCACACCAGGAUCGAUCGAUCAACAAUCGCGCCGCGCGUUAUACCCGCUUCACGCUUGUUGCGUCGUCGUCGUCUGCUGCUGCUGCGCUGCGGCUCCGGCGCAGGAAGUCUAACGUGGAAGUCUCUAAGAACUGAGUACUUUUGCUAGAAGAAAUAUUUGUUCAGUCAAGCUUUGCAAAUUAUCAUCAUAGUUUGGAUGACAUACAUGGUUACUUUGACGAGUUUAUGGAGCCCUGGUUGCCGGGCUCAUCUGGGUUCUCUGACAAUGGAACUGUAAUAUUUGCAGCAAAACUUUAUUUCCUCAUCUUGGAAGAAAGUUUCAAGAGGGGCUGACAACUUGUAAGUGUUCCUGUGAAGCUUGAUGUGAGGGCGAAGUGGGGAGAAAAACUUCUUCUCGCAUGCAGAUGUCAACAGAUCCUAACAACUAUGGGGUAUUUCCACAUUCAUUCUGCAACCAACAUGUGGUUUCAUUUCAGACGAGUUCAAUUACCAGUGGAUCAGGAGUCAUGCCAGUUUGUCUAGACACUUCCAGCAGUGGAAUGAAUGGCAAUAUGGCGAUGUUGAACACUACAUCUUCAACAAUUGUAUCCACUGGUUCACCAAACAUGAUUGCUGAUUCUUCUUGUCAGAACCUCAAGUAUAGUGCACCGUUGGCUGUGGAGUGGUCCUAUCCAGAGCUGCAAUUGUUGAGCGAUGGCCUCAACAUGUAUGCAAAUGAACCAGGAAUCAUGAAGUACAUAAAGAUAGCAGCCAUGUUACCAGACAAGACAGUAAGAGAUGUUGCCAUGAGAUGCCAGUGGAUGGCAGCGAGAAAAGAAGCUACAAGACGACGGAAACCUGAAGAACACUAUCCUGGGAAAAAGAUAAAAGAUAGAAAGGAUAAAAUGGCUGAGCCGUCAUCAUGGGGUCCCAAUGCUCCUGUUCAGACUGAGAUGAGAUCUUCCUCUUCUAUUCCUCAGAACGCCAAACACAAUGGAUUUAUCUCUGGAGACUCUCAAAUUGACCAUGAAAUGCUAAAUAUACUGGAAGAAAAUGCUCGACUACUCAAUCAAAUAGAAGUAAAUAUUUUAACAUCACAGGCUUAUAACAACAAUGAUCUUUUCCAUCACGCAAGAAGGAACAUCAAUGGUCUUCUACAAAGCAUGAGCCAAAUUCCUGGAAUAAUGAGCAAGAUGCCCCCAUUGCCUGUUUCGGUGGAUGAAAGGCUAGCUAGCUACGUACUCCCUCGUGCUCCUAUGGCACAAGUUCUUGGCAGCAGUCAUUUGAAAGAAGAACCAAGAGUAUGGUAGGCCACUGCUAGACAGGGAAGCAGCUCAAUUUUCAGCAAUAGUUUGAUCAAAAAUAUCUCAAGAGCAUGUGCUUGGGAAUCUGCAUGGAGAAGCAUAGGUGAAAGAACAAUCUGGCUUUUCUGAUGUCUGAAAGCUAUAGAAGCAACAUGAUCCACUUCAGCACAUGGCCUUAAAAGAACGCUGUCCAGCUUGCCUUCUCAGGAUGCUCUGUAUUAGUGAUUAUGAAUUUGAGAUAGGUAGAGUUUUCCGUAAUCUGCAGUUUUCCUCACCUUGGUUGCACAUAUCGAUUCUUUUUCGGGUUUUGUCCUGGUGAUCGAUGUUAACAGAAGUGUAGCGUAGAAACUAAACUUGAUAUGAAUAAUUAGCGGGAAAAGCUUAGCCUUUUUGUCAGUCACUACAAAGGUAACCAACCUUCUGUGUGUAUCUAGUAUUCUAGUUCUGGUAUAAUGCAUGUGCAAGCCUUGGUUCUCUAAA